Phragmites australis (common reed) is the source of this 2097-nucleotide messenger RNA. RefSeq names its product leucine-rich repeat receptor-like kinase protein FLORAL ORGAN NUMBER1. NCBI's taxonomy places the organism in Eukaryota, Viridiplantae, Streptophyta, Magnoliopsida, Poales, Poaceae. The transcript has a single exon. Gene Ontology annotation, molecular function: protein binding. The record is from RefSeq and is a predicted model, not a curated record. Bases 360 to 1652 code for a protein of 430 amino acids.
CGAGCCCAAUCCAUCAGCCGGGUCUGGGUCACCGCGCAGGCUUUUAUCAAACCUGACCACGUUGCACCAACCGACCGCGGGGUAAAGCAGCAGCAGAGCAGAGAGCUAAGCUCUGGUGUGCACCCAGGACCCAACCCGACCCAUCUAUUCCUUCUUAAAUCGCUCGCUCAGGUUGCUUUGUCCUCUCUCUGCACCUCCCACAGUGUCACACAACAUCACUCGCUGCUCACUUCACUUGGCUAGCUAGCUCAGCUCAGCAGUCAGCUCGCUUUCACCGGCUAGUCCGAGACUCCUAAUCCGUUUCCCAACACCGGCCUCAGAACCCGCUUGUCCUAUUCCCCGAGGCCGAGGCCACGCACAUGGCGCUGCCUCCCCUCGUCCUCCUCCGCGUCCUGCUCCUCUUCCUCCUUCUCCGCCCGCGGGCCGCCUGGGCGCAGGCGGCGACGCUGCACGAGCGCGACGCGUCGGCUCUCAGAGACAUCCGCGCGGGGCUGCGGGACCUGCCCGGCUCCCGGUUCUUCGACUCUUGGGACGACACGCGCAGCCCGUGCGCCUACGCCGGCGUCGUGUGCACGCUCGACGAGGACGACCCGGCGUCCGGCGAGCUCCGGGUGUCCGUGCUCACGCUCGGCACCGGCCUCGCCGACUCCCCCGGCCUGGCGGGGACGCUCCCGGCCUCGCUCGCCAGCCUCGUCGCGCUCACGGACCUCGUCCUCUACCCGGGCCGCGUUGCGGGGGCCAUCCCGGACGACAUUGGGUCGGGGCUCCGCCGCCUCCGGCUCCUCUCGCUCUCCGGCAACCAGUUCACCGGACCGGUGCCCGAGUCGCUCGCCGGGCUGCCGGAUCUGCACACGCUCGACCUCGGCAACAACCACCUCGAGGGUGCCAUCCCCACCGGCCUGCUCCUACCAUCUUCGCCGAGCCUCAAGGUUCUCAUCCUGGCCAACAAUGGCGGCCUCUCCGGGGAGAUUCCCGCCCAAUUCUCCAGCUCGCAGCUGUUCCACGUCGACCUCAGCCGGAACGCCAUCACCGGCAUUCUCCCGCCCCUGCCGGCGACCAUCCGGUACUUCUCCGUGGCUGCCAACGCAAUGCAGGGCAGCAUCGAUGGCGUCUUCGGCGACGUUUCCGCCCCCGCCGACCUAGCCUUCCUCGACUUAUCCAUGAACAACUUCUCGGGCUCCAUCCCACCGGAUGUGUUCGCACUCCCGAGCGCGUCCUCGCUGCUCCUGUCCCGGAAUAACUUCACGGGGCCGCUCACCGUGCCGGCUGAGCCCGCCGCGCCGGCGCCUUGGUCUGUCGUGGACGUGAGCCACAACGGCAUCUCGGGUGAGAUCCCGGAGGCGCUGGCGGCGGCGGGGAGCCUGUACGUGAACAACAACCGGAUGUCCGGCGAGGUUCCUCCGGAUGUGGCAAGCAGCGUGUUCGCCGGCCGCAUGACGACCUUCUACGCUCAGCACAACUUCCUGACUGGCUUCCCAGCACCGCCGCUGCCUCUGCCAGACUCCGCGGCGCUGUGCCUGUCGUACAACUGCAUGGAGCUGCCGUCGGCCUCCGCCGCCGAUGGUUGCCCCACCAUCGGCGGUCCCCUGGAGGCCAGGCCCGCCGACCAGUGCCGGAGCACCGAGGACGGCAGCAGCGGAGGGGACGGCUGAGCUGCCCGCCGACGCGACAUCCCGUGGAUGGGGACGGGCGGGGGUGGUUGGGGACGGGACGGGACGGGACACCAGGCUGGGGCUGGCUCACACGUUUUUCCUUUGUCCGUUUGUUUCAGCUGUGGUUUUCAUGUGAUUGGGUUUGAAUUCAUUUCGGCUUGUCGUCCCGCGGCAACGGUCACAGGGGGACGUGGCGCGUGUGCUCUAUUACUCACUAGAGUUUGUACGUUGUGUCUACAAAAAUACAAGGCCAUCUGCUCGCUCACGCUCUGACAAAUCGAGCUGUCACUACUGCCAACAAUUGCAUUGCAUAGGCCAAUUGUGUGGCACCUCCAUUCUUUGUCUAACUAGCGUGCUCUUUUGGGAUUAUCAUUUUAAUUGUUUUCGAUGUUACCUUGACCUGUUUAACAGUCUAAGAUUAAUGCACUGGUCCAUUAUUUCUGUC